Suillus plorans is the source of this 2069-nucleotide messenger RNA. RefSeq lists its product as uncharacterized. NCBI's taxonomy places the organism in Eukaryota, Fungi, Basidiomycota, Agaricomycetes, Boletales, Suillaceae. The record is from RefSeq and is a predicted model, not a curated record. Bases 131 to 1588 code for a protein of 485 amino acids. The transcript has 14 exons. Gene Ontology annotation, molecular function: GTP binding.
GCUUUCGAACCGGUUGAAGACAUGUUCCGCAAGUGUAGUACAGGAGACAGACGAGAAUACAACAAGGUUCAUAAAAACAUCAACAUUCUUGUCGAACUUUCCGGGAAUCCAACAACCGAAGUAAGGCUCUAUGUCUUCCAUCGGAAACCAUCUAAGUGUGUCCUCAGGGCUUUCAAGGUUCCGAAUCCUGGUGAUAGGCAAGACUGGUGUUGGCAAGUCUUCGUUGAUCAACCACGCAUUUGGAGUACAGAACGCGACCGCUUCGCACGCACAGCCAGGCGAGGCCACCAUCGACCAGGAGUUCAUCUCACCGCAGAACGACAGGUUCAUUCUUCACGAUAGCAAAGGUUUUGAGCCAGGGGAAAAAGACAACCUCAACAUUGUCCGAGAUUUCAUUGGCCGUCGGAAAGCAAUGCCUGAUUUGAAAGAUCAGCUGCACGCUGUUUGGCUUUGCUUUGAAAUACCCCGCGCAGGCGGGCGUUUACUAGAGACCGGUGUGGAACAAUUUCUUACAUCGAAACGCGAAGAAGAGCUAGGAGAAAUUCCCAUUGUUGUCGUUUUCACCAAAUACGACACCCUCCUCGACCGCAUGGAGCGAACUCUGGACAAGUCCUUCACCAAAGAUUUGAGCAAGGAGGACUUCCAGGAACUCACGAAGAAAAGCGCAAAAGACAAGCUCAAGGAAGUUUGCAUUGCACCCCUGGAGAAAUUUGCAGGGUCCGAUAUGCCGCAUGUUACAGUUUCCACAAAGGGAAACCACCACGAGGAGACCCUGGCCCAUUUGAUCCGAACCACUGAAGAACUCGUUUGUAAGCAUAUCGGGACCGACGCGUCGGUGAUGACGUCCGUCGCUCAGCGAGUGGAUCCUGGUCUCAAAAUAAAGGCCUCCAUAGAAGUUGGCAAGAGAAAAUACUGGAAGGCGCUCGCAUCAAGCGCACCAUUCAAGAACCGUUCAAUGUGGGACUGUUUCCACGUGCUUCACACUGACAUCGUCAAUGUAUGGAACUUUCAAGACCCUGAUGGCCACUUGUGCAGCCCAGAGUUCAGGACAAUAAUGACGAACAUGGUCAAUGAGCUGGGCGUUGGACCCACUGCUGAUCCCAACAAGAACCUUGCAUUUGGGCUCUCCAUUGUGGGUACUAUUGCGGGCAUCCUGUCUGCCUUGGCCGGACCUGCCGCCCCCAUCGUAGUGCCAAUAGUGGCGAGUGUUGUGGUUGCGCACUGGGUUUACGAGGUGUAUCAGCGAUCUCGUUCGGCGCUCCAACGCUUCAUGAAAUACAUAAUCGACUUGACUCUUGUGUUACAAACGCUGUAUCUUCUGUCGGAAAACCGGAAGCUGUCUCGUAGAGCCAUCAAACUUGCGGUCAAGUCCUACCACGACUCACCAAUGAGCGGAACAGUCCAUGAUCGGAUUCAGCAGUACGACAAGCAAUCGACCUUCUUGGAACGCGCGGACCGCGAUUCAUUGGAUCAAUUCGUCAAGCUACUACAAUCAUAUAACAUUAGUGCAGAAGAAAUGCCGGGUCUUCGGGACAAACUUCCCGCUGUGGAUUUAUCAUCGGAUGAACCAUGGGACACGAAGUCUUAGUACUUGAUUCUUUCUUGUGUUUGCUGGUGUCUGACUUUUGGAGUACCUACGGGAAUCGUGGCGUGUCCUCACUCGCACUAUGUAAUUGGAGUUAUGGCUGGCCUGUACUACUGUAGAGUGCCCUGAUGUUCCGAGGUAACCCUGAAAAGCUUUUGCUUGAAAUAACCUGAGAAAUCCGUUUAUCCUCCCGAGACACAGCGCAUUGAUUGCUACCCCCAUGAUCCGGACUCGGAGAAAUGAUAGUCUUGUAAUGAAAGUGUCAUCAAAUUGACACGACUCAGGCAACCCUACGAAGAAAUAAUUAUAUCCCUGCCAGGCCACUACACACAUGGGAACAUCGAAUGUCUCACCGCGCGUUCCGUAUGUGAGUCAUACAUCCCUGAGUUCCGUAAACUGGAUAGAAUUGUCCGACGUAUGUAGUAUACCAAUGAGGAUGACAGCCUAGUCAACGCGGAGGUAAGUAGUGUCCCACUGUGAUUGU